AUGUUCAAAAACACAUUCUAAUCUGGCUUCCUAUCUAUCUUGUACUCUAUUGGGUCCAAGCCUCUCUAAAUCUGGGACAAGUCUGUAAGAAACGGACACAUUAAGAGAAUCACCGAUCCUGAUAUCUAGAGUUCAGUCCUUGAAAUCAUGGGCACUAACGUCUCAACCAACUACAUUACCUGCCCAGCUGAUGCCAACAAGACUCUUGGCAUUAAGCUUCCCUUCCUCGUUAUGAUCAUCAAGAAUCUCAAGAAGUACUUCACCUUCGAAGUGCAGGUACUCGAUGACAAGAACGUAAGAAGAAGAUUCAGAGCAUCAAACUACCAGAGCACCACCAGAGUGAAGCCCUUCAUCUGCACCAUGCCCAUGAGACUCGACGAGGGCUGGAAUCAAAUUCAGUUCAACUUGUCUGAUUUCACCAGAAGAGCUUACGGAACAAAUUACAUUGAAACGCUCAGAGUGCAGAUCCACGCCAACUGUAGAAUCAGAAGAAUCUAUUUCUCAGACAGACUCUACACCGAAGACGAGCUACCCCCAGAAUUCAAGCUCUUCCUCCCAGUUGCUGGAAAGACACAACAAAUCACUCUCUAUCUUAUCAAUAUUCAAAUGAGUACUACUGAAGUAAUAGAACAUCCCAAAUAAAACAUGAAAAAUAACUUUGUAAGAUUAGUCUUCGGAGGAAUAUCAUGCAUGACUGCUGCUACAUUCACCAAUCCAGCAGAUGUAGUUAAAACUAGAUUGCAGAUUUAAGGAGAAAAGGGCUUAUCAACAACCAAAGCUUACAAUAAUAUCUUCCGCGCUGGAUAUCUGAUACUUAAAAGUGAAGGUUUUAAAGGAUUAUACAAGGGAAUUUAGGCAUCUUGGCUAAGAGAAGGCGUUUAUUCAUCUAUAAGAUUAGGAUUAUAUGAACCUUUUAAGCAACUAUUGGGUGAGGAGGAUCCUAAAAACACUCCUCUUUGGAUGAAGUUUGCGGCAGGAUCCAUGUCAGGAGGUGUAGGCUCAGUUAUAGGAAAUCCAGCUGAUCUUCUCAAAGUAAGGAUGUAAGCUCAUGAAAGUCAAAAAGGUGAAUCAAUUGUCUGGCAUGCAAAGUAGAUUAAUGAUAGUUUCGGAAUUAGAGGUUUCUAUAAAGGAUUGCAAGCAGCUGUUUUUAGAGCAAUGAUUUUAAAUGCUUGUUAGUUAGGCACUUAUGAUCAUGUGAAGCACACUAUUUUAAGACUGAAACUCCUUACAGAUGGUCCAAUGUGUCACUUUGCUAGCAGCAUAUGCGCAGGAAUUGUAAUGGGAAUAGCUACAUCUCCAGUAGAUGUAAUUAAGACAAGACUGAUGAACCAGUCGACAAGCAAAGAUUCUACAAGACAAUACAAUGGUUUUAUUGACUGCUUCAACCAAAUAUACAAGCAUGAAGGCGUAAGAGGGUUCUUUAAAGGUCUGACAGCAUAGUGGGCAAGACUUGGUCCCUUUACCAUAGUUUAACUUAUGGUUUGGGAGAAGCUUAGGAACCUCUAUGGAAUUAAAGGCAUUUGA
Messenger RNA from Stylonychia lemnae, 1524 nucleotides. The record is from the annotation of a GenBank genome assembly. NCBI's taxonomy places the organism in Eukaryota, Ciliophora, Spirotrichea, Sporadotrichida, Oxytrichidae.